AUGGUGAAGUUUGACGGGGAUCUAUUCGCAAAGAACGAGCGCGCAAUUGUUCUGGUGUACGACCCGAAACACGAGCUUACUGGUUGUGUGUUCGAGUCGGAAACAGUUGCCGGGUUUGCGGCGCAGAAUCUGCUGAGUGUCAAGGUGGUGCAGCUUUAUGGCGGCCCCCCCCGGUGCAGCAUCCCGUCGACGACCGGGGUGGUGGACACGGUCAAGGCAAUACACCGAUACUGGUUCAUGAAGGACGCCAUGGACAGCAACGAGUGGAAGAAGAAGGGGGAGGUACCGCGACCGUCACUUCCCGACGUGCUGAAGAGGCUGGAACUGGCGUGCAAAUUGACGUCGUCGACGGCUAUUCAGAGGAGCUGGUGGCGCGCGGGUUGUGUGCCGACGGCGUGGGUGUCGCUGAUGAAGCGCCUGGAUGGCGCCGGCGCGGCUUUGAUGUUCGAGCCCAUUGUCAGCGAGCUGACAAUGCUGCAGAUGGCUAUUGAGAAUUUUAAGAGGGCCCCUGGGCCACUGUAUCGGGACGUUCGCAGCCGGCGAAGGGUCGUGCGGAUGGUGGCGGGCGAGUACAGUCAGGAGGCGGACAAAUUGGGCAUACCAGUGUGCCAGGUGCCCGAGGCCAUGGGCGCGCAUAACGAGGAGGUGAUAAGCCGCCUUCGAACGACGCCAACGAAGCGUGCUCGUGACGGAAGUGCGGCAGGCGGCCAGCCUAGUGGGUUGGCCGAGGGGAAGGAAGAUAGUGUGGUGUGCGACGAUGGUAUGCCUGGCGGAAUCCUCUGA
Molecule: messenger RNA, 783 nt
Organism: Closterium sp. Naga37s-1
Lineage: Eukaryota; Viridiplantae; Streptophyta; Zygnematophyceae; Desmidiales; Closteriaceae
Source: the annotation of a GenBank genome assembly